AUGGUCGUAGUCAGCACGGCCGUCGGCCUUUUCAUCGGCAACAAGGGGUCGUCGACCGGUGGUGUUGGUAUGGACCAGCCCGGCAAGGGAUACGUGACCGGGACGUCGGUGCCCCCGAAGCGGCCAGCACGGCGGACUAAGACGCGUCACCCGGUGUACCGCGGCGUGCGGCGCCGCGCGGGGCGGUGGGUGAGCGAGGUGCGCGAGCCCAACAAGAAGUCGCGCAUCUGGCUCGGCACCUUCGCCACCCCGGAGGCCGCCGCGCGCGCCCACGACGUGGCGGCCCUCGCCCUGCGCGGCCGCGAUGCCUGCCUCAACUUCGCCGACUCCGCGUCCCUGCUCGUCGUCGACCCGGCCACGCUCUGCACGCCCGAGGACAUCCGCACCGCCGCCAUCGCGCUCGCCGAGUCCGCGUGGCCCGCCGCGGCCCAGGCGUCCGCGUCUGAGCCUGCGCCGGCGAUGAUGACGAUACAGGAGGCCGCGGCGACGCCGUACGACGACGACUACGCCUGGCAGUACGUUGAUAUGGACCAGCAUUCCUACUACUACGAUGGGAUGGGUGCCGGUGGCGACUGGCAUAUGGACGGAGACGACGACGACGACAGCGCAGGAGACAUCGCGCUCUGGAGCUACUGA
Triticum dicoccoides is the source of this 636-nucleotide messenger RNA. Its product is annotated as dehydration-responsive element-binding protein 1C-like. The transcript has 3 exons. Gene Ontology annotation, biological process: regulation of DNA-templated transcription. NCBI's taxonomy places the organism in Eukaryota, Viridiplantae, Streptophyta, Magnoliopsida, Poales, Poaceae. Gene Ontology annotation, molecular function: DNA binding; DNA-binding transcription factor activity. Bases 1 to 636 code for a protein of 211 amino acids. The record is from RefSeq and is a predicted model, not a curated record.